Messenger RNA from Cloeon dipterum, 1762 nucleotides. RefSeq lists its product as uncharacterized. The transcript is spliced from 7 exons. The record is from RefSeq and is a predicted model, not a curated record. The coding region runs from base 44 to 1345 and encodes 433 amino acids. NCBI's taxonomy places the organism in Eukaryota, Metazoa, Arthropoda, Insecta, Ephemeroptera, Baetidae.
GCGCGGCGGCUGCAGCCACUUUAUCACAGCCACAAACGCAGAGAUGAUGUCCUUUAAGGUCGCCCUGCUGAUGAGCCUGCUGCUCGGCCAGGCACUCGCCUUCUGGGGUUCAGACGAGAACAAGUACAUCAAAAAAUUCGCAAUGAUGAAGGUUUAUGAAAGCUGUUUUGGAGAUGAAGUAGUGCGCGAAGUGCGCGAGGAGAUGCGGGCGGCGGCAGCGAGGUGUGCGGCGGCCGGCGCCGCAGGUCCUCCUGGACCAAGCAACACGCAGGCUGUCUUUGAGCAACUGGAAAACACGGUGCCACAGACGACCAGACCACCCUCCACGACACCCACGCCAACGUCGACGACGACGACCACGGCCGCCCCUGACACGACCACCCCUCAAUACUUCAGCUCGACGAGGAGGCCAUACAACCCUGCUGUGGUCGCCAACAUGGGCACCGAGACGCUGCUCAGGCUGCAGACCCUCUUGCAGGGACUCAAAAACUUCAUGAAUCCUUCGGUGUUUUCACAGCACGGCGGCGCAAACCUGGCCGCGGCGGCCGCCAACGUGGCCAACGCCUUCACCCCGCAGGCCAUCCCCCAGCAGCAGCCGGCGCAGGAUGCACAGGCGAUUCCCGCACAGCACUUCCCACAGCGCUACCCCUUCACCCCGCAGAACUACGCUCCUCAGGGUUACUCUCCCUACGGCGGCGGCUACGCUCCUCCUGCGCCCUACUACCCCUACCCUCCGGCCGUGCACAACCCCUACUACUCGUACCAGCAGAACCCCUUCGCCGCUUUCUUCAACCCUCGUACUUCUAGGGACAUGGACUUCCGCAGUAGCAACGCAAACGCUAAGACCCGCAACAUCACCUGCGUUAUGCAAGAACUGGGAUACCUGGACGCAAAUCUGCAGCCCAACUACUCCGGAAUCAUCUCUAGAAUCCAGCGCCUGCCUCUUCCUGCUGAGCUUAAAAGUGACAUGAGUGACGCGGUUCAAUUCUGCCAGAAAUUCGCUCAAUGCGUUCCUGAGCCUGACGAGAACAAAAUGCAAGUGUCUGCUGAGUUCACCAAGCCUAUGCUCUUCUUCAAGUGUUACAAGCAAAAGAAGUUGGAGGCGUGCGUGCUGAAGGACGUUAGGGAGCGCUUCAUGCUUGCCACUGGCGGCAACAAUGCUGACCCCGAGAUCCCCGACCACAACACCCUAGACGAGGAGGAGAGCACCGGCAUCCGCAACACCUUCAGAGGACGCUCCAGCAGGAUUAUGAGGAAGAGGAACAAAAUGAGCAAAGUCAGCAGCGCCACGACCAUGGCCGAUCUGUCUGACGUUGUCUUCGGGGACGCCACACUCGCCUUGUGAGAGAAAGCCUAGCAGAAAAUCAGAAGUUGCGAAUUCCACCGAAUUCGUGCCCACAGACUCUUAGUGCUUUAAGUAUGAUUAAAAUGGCAAUGCAAAUGUACUGAAUGGGAUGAACCGUAUAUUUAAAAAAGGUAAAGUUGCGGAGAGAAGUUCUCGGCUUACUUUUGGGCGGGUGAAGGGACUCUGUGUAACUCAAACUGUUGUACAAUGCUGGUUGCCAACUGUGCCUUUUCCUCAAUAGAGUUUGUUAGAUGUAGCGUGUCUCUAUAUUUAUUGAAUAAUUUAUUGCAAGCCCUAACUUAUAUUAACAAGUUUAAAAAUAUUAACAUAUUUUGUGUCAACGAAACCCUUCUGCCAACAAUGUCUGCAACGUAAAAGUGUAACUAACUGAGCCAAAUAAAACAAAUUGUUUGUGAA